AUGUCAAGUGGUCUAGAAUUGACGAUCACAGCAUAUACCACCACAAGCACUAUCCAAGCCCCAGCCGGCUUCACCCCUGCUAAGGGCCCUGACUGGCGGCCCAAGAUCAAAGCCCGAGACAGCCUCAACACCCUCAAAGAGAGGGCUGCAGUCGAACUUUUCCCAGCUGGACUUCAGUCAAACCCUGAGUAUGUUCAACGCGUCGACUGUACAAAGAAGGUCCCAAGUACGUCCAUAAAGGUCACGACCAUCACGGUGAAGGGAACCCGCGUUACCGCAAGCCCAAAGACCAAGACCAAAGUUAUCACAUCGUCUACGACUACUGAACUGCAUGUCAAGCUUGGGCCAACAGUCGUUACCGUUUGCAGUGUUGCUCUCAGAUACUUGAAACACAAGGCUAUGAGCAAAAGGUUGUCAUUGGUCUUUGAUAGCUCGUUGUCAGCCUGGGCGCUUAAUCUUCAAGUACAGACGCUCAAGACUAAAGCCAAGAUUAUGGCUCACUCUGCCUCAGGCUCUGAGCCUAUUUCCACUCAGCAACACGCUCUGAAAACACCUCCCAGCAACAAGCCAUCGGCGUAUGUGUUUGACUCAAAUGGCGAUACUCGCAUCAUUCUUAGCACAUACAUGGCCCAGAGCUUCAAGUGGGAAGCAGACAAAAUCUGGAUUGAGCAAGAAAAGCCUACAAAGGCGUACUAUAGAAAGAAGAGCGAGGAAGUAAAUAACGAAUGUAGUAAGGCACCUCUCUCGGACCUUAUUCAUGCACCUUAUACUCCUCCGGAAUCUUCAGAUGGCGACGAAACAGAUGGCGACGAAGCAGAUGGUAACGAAGCAGAUGACAACGAAGCAGAUGGCAACGAAGCAGAUGGCAACAAAGCAGAUUUGGGAUUUGAUGACCCUCCCGCAAGCCCUGAUUUAACAAGCCUUCAAGUACAAGACUGGGACUAUGGAGAGACAUGUCAACUUCCCCUUGAGAAGAUAGAUAUUCGAAUGCUAGUCUCAGGAAAGCACUUGGAGCUAGCUUCACCUAUCUUCAAAACAAUGCUCACAGGUCCUUUCAUAGAGGGGAACGCUGAUUCAUCAGGUGUACGCCGGAUAACAGCAAGCGACUGGGAUCCCCAAGCUUUCUAUAUCGUACUGAGUAUCAUGCAUGGAUAUCAUCGAGACGUCCCGAGAUCAAUCAGCUUUGACCUACUUGUCAAGGUAGCUAUGAUUGCCAACUACUAUGACUGUCUUGAGAGCGUUGAGGUAUAUACAGACAUGUGGCUAAAAACCUUUGAGUCAGAGUUGCCUGAAGUUUAUGGGCGAGACUGUAUUCUUUAUCUCUUUCUAUCCUGGGUUUUCUCGAGACCAAUUAUGUUCCAAAGGAUGACCCAACUAGCAUUAAGACACAGCCAGAAGGUAAUCGAAGCUGAGGAUUUCCCACUUCCAGCCGAUAUCAUUGAAGCGAUCGAUAUAUCACGUCAAAGCGCUCUCGCUGAAAUCUUCUCGGCAGUCUACGCGCUUUUUGAUCUACUGCAAGGAGACGAAGAGUGUUACUUUGAGUGCUCAUCCAUGCUCUUGGGAGUCCUGACGAAGGAACUCGGAAUUCGUGGGAUUCUCUAUCCGCGGAACGCCCCACCAUUCAAUGGUUUCAGUAUUGAAGGUUCUCAAGAAAUGAUAUGGGAGUUGAGAAAGCCUACUUGGCACAGGGGCCCGAACUGGCUCAGUCAUUCCUGUUGUAUUCAGGACAGGCUAUCUAUGUCUCUAGCAAAGGUGGAAAGCAAUCUUCAUGUCUUUAACCUACAGGACUUCCAGUCUGUGAAGAAUCACGAUGGAUAA
Molecule: messenger RNA, 1818 nt
Organism: Fusarium pseudograminearum CS3096
Lineage: Eukaryota; Fungi; Ascomycota; Sordariomycetes; Hypocreales; Nectriaceae
Exons: 6
Coding region: 1-1818 (605 amino acids)
Source: RefSeq, a predicted model, not a curated record